AUGUUCCGUGGAACCUGGUUGUGCUGGGGCUCCCUCCUGCUCUUGGCCAGGCCUACUGAGCUCUGCCCUGUGGGAUGUGACUGCUUCAGCCAGGAGGUAUUCUGCUCAGAUGAGAAGCUGGCUGCCAUCCCUCCAGACAUCCCACUGCACGCCACAGACAUUGUCUUUGUGCAGACCUCGUUCACCACGCUGGGAACCAGGGCAUUCAGCAGCAGCCCCAACCUGACCAAGGUGGUCUUCCUCAACACCCAGCUCCGCCACUUUGGGCCAGAUGCUUUUGGGGGGCUGCCCAGGCUGGGGGACCUGGAGAUCACAGGCAGCACCUCCUUCAACCUCAGCACUGAUGUCUUCUCUAACGUGACCUCAUUGGGCAAGUUCACCCUCAACUUCGACAUGCUGGAGGCUUUGCCAGAGGGCCUCUUCCACCACAUGGAUGGCCUGGAGUCUCUCGAGCUGCAGGGGAACCGGCUCCAGACCCUGCCUGGGAAGCUCUUCCAGCCUCUGACCCACCUGAAAACCCUCAACCUGGCUCAGAACCUUCUGGCCCAGCUCCCUGAGGAGCUGUUCCACCCUCUCACCAGCCUGCAAACCCUGAGGCUGAGCGAUAACGCGCUCUCCAGCCUUCCACAUGGCAUGUUUAGCAAACUGCGCAGCCUGCAGGAACUCUUCCUGGAUGGCAAUGCGAUCUCAGAGCUGCCCCCAGAGGUGUUCUCACAGCUCUUCUGCCUGGAGAAGCUGUGGCUGCAGCACAACACCAUCGGGCACCUGCCGCUCUCUGUUUUCUCCUCCCUGGGCAAUCUGACCUUCCUGAACUUGCAGGGUAACGUACUGAGGAUGCUGCCUGCUGGUCUCUUCACCCACACCCCAGGCCUGGUCAGCCUUUCCCUAUCCUACAACCAGCUGGAGACCAUCACUGAGGGUGCCUUUGCCAACCUAUCCAGCCUCAGUUUCCUCACACUCUCGCACAACGCCAUCACCCACCUCCCAGCCAGCACCUUCAGGGACCUCGAGGAGUUGGUCCAGCUGUACCUGGGCAGCAACAACCUGACGGCCUUGCACCCAGCCCUCUUCCAGAACCUGUCCAGGCUUGAGCUGCUUAGCCUCUCCAGGAACCAGCUGACCACACUCCCAGAGGGCAUCUUUGACACCAACUACAACCUGUUCAACCUGGCCCUGCACGGCAACCCCUGGCAGUGUGACUGCCACCUGGCCUACCUCUUUAGCUGGCUGCACCAGUACAGCGACUGGCUCUUCAACAUCCAGACCUACUGUGCAGGCCCUGCCCACCUCAAGGGCCAGGUGGUGCCCGCCCUGAAGGAGGAGCAGCUGGUGUGCCCCGUCACCUGGGAACGCUUGGGCUUCCAGGCCCAGGGGCUGGACAAUGCGGAGCCAGGGGACAUCUGGGAUCUGGCUGUGGAGGGAAGAGCAGCCCCGAGCCCGUGUACCUACAGCAACCCUGAGGGCACUGUGGUGCUCGCCUGUGAUGAGGCCCAGUGCCGCUGGCUGAAUAUGCACCUGUCUCCGGGGCGGGGCUCGGGCUCCCCGGGACUGACGUACAAUGCCAGUCGGGAAUGGGACUUGAGGUCAAGCUGCGGCUCUGUGCGGGUCAUUCUGUCUAUUGGGGCUCGGGUAGCAGGGCCCUAG
This is a messenger RNA of Galeopterus variegatus (Sunda flying lemur), 1644 nucleotides long. It is a transcript of the gene CPN2, whose product is annotated as carboxypeptidase N, polypeptide 2. Gene Ontology annotation, molecular function: protein binding. The record is from RefSeq and is a predicted model, not a curated record. NCBI's taxonomy places the organism in Eukaryota, Metazoa, Chordata, Mammalia, Dermoptera, Cynocephalidae. Gene Ontology annotation, cellular component: extracellular matrix. The transcript has a single exon. Bases 1 to 1644 code for a protein of 547 amino acids.